CGGUCGCAGACGCUCUAGCGCCAUCUCUGGGCCAAAAUAGUCUCUCCAUGCGUGGCUCCCCAAGGGCAACCUGGGAGCACCCGGAACUCUACUGGAACGACAGCGAACAUCAAUCCCCCCUUUCCCGCCUCACAGGGCAGAUUCACAGCAUUCACAGGGCAGAGGCAGCUGUGGCAGGUCUCGCAGGCUCACAACGAGCCGCGAGUUCGCAUUGCGCAUCCCAGACUGGCGCGUCCAAUAUCUCAAUAAAUCGCGUGUCGCUGGCGUACCUUCUGCAUCCGGCCACCAGAACACAACAACGGUCCCACCCACGCGCGAUCCUCUGCCACUUCACCCACGCGUGCACUGUUCGGAUCCUUCAGGCAGUCGCUGUCACAUCAAUGUCGUCCGGCCAGCAUGAAGCGAAAAUGCACAUCCCACGCGGGCGGCCCUCGGAAGAAGGCGCACGUCGUUGACCAAUCUGCGAGUGCCACACCUCCAGCCAUUGAACAGCCUGUCUUGCAACGCUUCUAUCCUCGACUGCUCACGCUGCGCCACUAUCUUAUGUCAGUGCUGCCAAAGUCGUCAAAGAACAGACGUCGUAAACUAGCUCGACUGGGCCGGCCAAUGGCAACCAAGAAAGCAACAUCAAUAUGUGAGCCCAACAUGAAGCUUGGGCAGCUGCUCGACUCGACUGUGAUCGGUGAACACAGGACAACAGAGAUCAACGACGAAGAGCAACCCACCAAGGAAUGUAACAAAGAUAUUGAGAUAUUCACUCAACAGCUGUCGCCUGCUAUCACGGGAGCCACUUUCAAGCCUGGCUACUUUCUGCAAUCCGAGAUUGUUGACUUCGUGAUCUGGCGUCUAUUCAAACGCUCCUCAUCCCACAAGCUUCACCAUCUGCUCUGUCAUGGUUUUGAGCGGUCUGGAUCAGCGUACCGACGAAACGAUGUCGAUGGCGAUGUCGCUUCCUCGAUACCUGGACUGGUUGCGCGCUACCCCAACAGCUAUGUGCAUGCUUUGAAAGGACCGCUAUGGUGCCGGCUACAUGCAGUCCUCGGCGAAGGUGGUGAUCGCAUCAUGAUAGAUUUGCUCAUGGAUUGUGCUAUCUUCCGCCCUGUUGAUGAUAAGUUCGCAAAUUACUAUCAGAUGAGCGGUCCUCCUGUAUCAGACAUGGAGCCUGAUCAGCUCCUGAAGGAAGCUCCGGUCGAUAGUGUACCGGGAAAGCCGGCAUCGAGACCGCUUCUCAGUCUGACAGGCGGAGACCGAACGCCGUGCAAGAUAGCCUUUGUGCGCAGCCGAAUGUUUUAUGCUAAAGCUGCUCUGAACGCUAAGGGGGGUAUCAGGUUCGGCAUGCGUCAUAUCCACGUGCUAAACCGCUUCUCUCGUCGAGACGAUAAGCAGCAGACGGUACAGAUCAUAAGAUACAUGUUUCCACGACAAUAUGGCUUACACAAUGUCUUCACGUCCAAGAUUGAUCCGCGCGAGACUGCAAUGCCGCUCAAGGACUACACCUUGCGCGAGAAAGAGAUCCACCAGAGCAUGUGCCGAGCUUUGGGCGACAAGGUCAACGAUGCAGACGAGCUGGUCAAGUGGAAGCUACGUGUGCCAAAAAGGCUACGAGGUCAUCUAGUAUUUUUGGUCGACAAGCUGCGUAUACUCAACCAACAGUGUUCGUACACGGAGAUGCUACGCCACUACUGUCCAGUUGAGGUAGGUGCAAAUGCAAGACUGGUCACGUUGAAUGCUGACAUCGCAGACUGUCCCUCUCUCGUCCAAGCCAGAGUGGAAGAGAGCUCGUCUCCAAUCAAGGAGUGCUGCUACUCGGUCAGCAGGGGCUUCGAGUAACAGAAAGGGUUCCGUCACAGAUCAGUCAAAUGAGCAAGCGAGUGACGAAGCAUGCUUUACAGACAUGGCUUGCCCCACAGCGCAUGUGUCUGCGUUCUGCCGCGCGGUAAUUGCCAAAGUCAUCCCAAAAGGCUUUUGGGGCGAUGAUGACAACAAGCGAACAGUCAUGCACUACAUUGACCAAUUCGUGCGUUUACGAAAGUUUGAGACUUUGACCUUGCAUCAAGUUACACAGAAGCUCCGGAUCACAAGUGUAGUAUGGCUCCGGUUACCUGGUCAAGACGAAACCACCAAGCUGGGUCGGUCUGACUUUGAGAAGCGCAAGGAGAUCUUCCAAGAGUUUGUCUACUGGGUCUUCGACUCAUUCCUAAUACCCCUAAUCAGGUCGAACUUCUACGUCACAGA
Messenger RNA from Macroventuria anomochaeta, 2235 nucleotides. RefSeq lists its product as uncharacterized. The coding region runs from base 397 to 1830 and encodes 477 amino acids. Lineage: Eukaryota; Fungi; Ascomycota; Dothideomycetes; Pleosporales; Didymellaceae. The record is from RefSeq and is a predicted model, not a curated record. The transcript is spliced from 4 exons. Gene Ontology annotation, molecular function: telomeric repeat DNA binding; telomerase RNA binding. Gene Ontology annotation, cellular component: telomerase catalytic core complex. Gene Ontology annotation, biological process: telomere maintenance via telomerase.